Messenger RNA from Necator americanus (New World hookworm), 1119 nucleotides. RefSeq lists its product as uncharacterized. Gene Ontology annotation, biological process: protein polyubiquitination. Lineage: Eukaryota; Metazoa; Nematoda; Chromadorea; Rhabditida; Ancylostomatidae. The transcript has 9 exons. The record is from RefSeq and is a predicted model, not a curated record. Bases 1 to 1119 code for a protein of 372 amino acids. Gene Ontology annotation, molecular function: protein binding.
AUGCACCUGCUGAAGAAAGUUCUUCUACAACGAGAGCGUCUUUUGGUAUCUUCGGAACCUACAUCAUCACAAACCAACGCCGAUGGGAACGAAGUCGAUGGAAAAGCGGCAGAUAACCAAACUGGUAGUGGCGUAAUAGGCUUUACGGACUUGCCCAGCGAAAUUCAGAUGACAAUUUUGAAAUGUUUGUCUUACGAUGAUAUUGCCAAACUUAGAAGGACUUGCAAGCUACUUAAUACAUUAUGUUCCUAUUUGCUUAAUCGAGGAUUUCAACAAUUGGGAAUUGAUAUUGAUAGAGAAAAACUACGUAUCAAACGAGAACUACCCAGACGGGAAUCCAUGAGGAGAUCACAUCGACUAUCACGACUUAAUGAUGCAUAUGCAGGACUGGACACGAGGUUCUCAAUAAUGACGAUGACAUAUCGGAAGUUUAUUGACAUGAAAGCUUCCUGUUUUAUACCAGGAAAGGUAUUGGAUGAAUUUUUCCGCAUCAUUGACAUAUUAAAGAAAUCACACGACAGAGGUGGAACGCUUACGAUAGACAUCCACGAACUUCUCAAAGAUCUGAGAGACUUGUCGAGCAUGGCUAUGGAGCAUUUCGAGGAACACGUGCAACCUUCCCUCACCACGUCUUCUUCGGGAACAUUGAGUAGCUCCUACUUCAUGGCCAUUCACCCACUUUUUCGACCGUCCGCCACCCCUACUGCUUCGCCAUCUAGGGACUCAGAUAGCUGCGAAUGGCGCAAAAACGUAAUGGACAAGUUGUCACAGCAGGACAAGCAAAUAAAGAAACAAAGUUCAGAAAUACUGUCACUCAAAUCUUGCAUAAGACAGCUUGUUUUGGUUUGCACAGAAUUGAUUCCACCAGGAUCAGAAAAAGAAAUUGCCGAUCUUUUAACAGAUAUUUUAAAUACAGUUUCUGUACAUGGAGGAAACACUACUCGUUGUGGUAAUGAAAGGGCGUCAACCUCCGAUAACUCUCCACAAGAAAACGAGUGUGUCUCAAGAAGUCGUAAACGGAGCCAUGUCGACCGUAACUCACAAGAAUAUGAUGAAAGGAAGAGACCAAGGCCCGACGACACGCCAGACGUCAAUAGAAUGUUUGAAAAUCUUAUCUAG